AUGCAUCAUCAGGACCUCGCGACACUCGCUUUACAUGCGGACAAUGAUGUGACCCAAGGUUCUGAUGUCGCGCCUCCUAUUCACUUGAGCACAACCUUCCGGUAUCAAGAGCAUGAGGGAUCUGGUGAACUACAAACACGCUUGGAGACGGUUCUGUCAGCAAUGAUCGGAGGUCCUACUUUGACCUACGCAUCUGGACAUGCUGCUAUGAACGCAUAUCUCGUGUUUCUCAAGCCUAAGCGAGUUGCCAUCGGCGUCGGUUACUAUGGGAGCAGAGAGGCUGUCGACUUGUACCAACAACUAACUGCGUGUGAGAUCUUGGGCCAUGAGAAUCUCGACGCACUCCAGGAUGGUGACGUGAUUCACCUUGAAACGCCUGUCAACCCCACCGGCGAAGCAAGGAGUAUUAAGUAUUUUGCCGAGGAAGCGCAUAAGCGCGGAGCUUAUUUAGUCGUGGACAACGUUCGCACCGCCGGUAGUACAAAAUACUUUGGAGGUCAUCAUGACCUCCUUUGUGGUACUUUGUCUAUUUCCUAUGAUCGAGAAGAGCAAUGGUUCAAGAAUCUGCAUGAUCAGCGCACAAUUCUGUGUAGUGUGCUGGGCAGUAUGGAGGUCUGGCUCGGCCUCCGCAGUCUAAGUACCCUGGAACUACGCAUUAGGCGACAGAGUGAGAACGCCACGCGCUUAGUACAGUGGAUUGCCGAGUGCCUUCAGAGUGAGGAGGAUAAUGUCGUCAAGAUGACCGUCUCUGCAGUCAGACAUGCCAGCCUCCAAGAUGAGGACAUGCAUUGGUUACGAGAGCAGAUGCCAAACGGAUUCGGGCCCGUUUUCGCAUUAGAGAUGAAAACUGAAGAAAUGAGUCGAAGGCUAACGGGGCUGCUAAGUUCAUUUCAGCAUGCAACCAGUUUAGGCGGUGUGGAAAGCCAAUUUGAAUGGAGGAGACUUGUUGAUCCGUCAUCAAACCCAGCUCUGCUCCGUGUUAGUGUCGGUGUGGAGCAUAUAGAUGAUUUAAAGGCUGAUCUACUGAGGGGGUUCGAAUCCCUGCUAAAUACUACUUCUGUCUAA
Molecule: messenger RNA, 1065 nt
Organism: Talaromyces atroroseus
Lineage: Eukaryota; Fungi; Ascomycota; Eurotiomycetes; Eurotiales; Trichocomaceae
Exons: 3
Coding region: 1-1065 (354 amino acids)
Biological process (GO): transsulfuration
Cellular component (GO): cytoplasm
Molecular function (GO): pyridoxal phosphate binding; carbon-sulfur lyase activity
Source: RefSeq, a predicted model, not a curated record